Dictyostelium purpureum is the source of this 4350-nucleotide messenger RNA. RefSeq lists its product as uncharacterized. Gene Ontology annotation, biological process: positive regulation of protein serine/threonine kinase activity; regulation of autophagy; cellular response to amino acid stimulus. Bases 1 to 4350 code for a protein of 1449 amino acids. The record is from RefSeq and is a predicted model, not a curated record. The transcript is spliced from 2 exons. Lineage: Eukaryota; Evosea; Eumycetozoa; Dictyosteliales; Dictyosteliaceae. Gene Ontology annotation, molecular function: protein binding; protein-macromolecule adaptor activity. Gene Ontology annotation, cellular component: TORC1 complex; cytoplasm.
AUGGAUAAAUAUAAUUUUAGUAAUACGAAUUUAGCCAAUUCAAAUAGUCUUCAAAAUAGUAUAAAUAGUAAUAAUGUAAAUGGAGUUUCCUCAAAUAGUAUGAAUAGUAAUAAUAAUAAUAAUAAUAAUAAUAACAAUAGUAACAACAAUAAUGGGAACAACAAUAACAAUAACAGCAGCAACAAUAAUGAUGGCAAUAAAAAUAACGAAAGACAUCAAAAUAAAAAGAAAGAAAAAUUUAACAAUAAAUCUAAAGCAUUCUUUACAGAAGAAAGACAUAGAGAUAAUGCAACACCGGAUUUACAAAAGACCAAAAUUGCUAAAUGGAGAAUGAGAGAAAGGAUGAAAACAGUUUCAGUUGCAUUGGUAUUAUGUUUAAAUAUUGGCGUAGAUCCACCAGAUGUUAUUAAAACAUAUCCAUGUGCAAGAAUGGAAUGUUGGAUAGAUCCUGCAUCACAACCACCACAAAAAUCAUUAGAUUUAAUUGGUAAAACAUUACAAGCCCAGUACGAAAAAUGGCAAUCAAAAGCAAGAUACAAACAAUGUUUAGAUCCAACAGUAGAGGAAGUUAAAAAACUUUGUCUUUCAUUAAGAAGAAAUGCAAAAGAAGAAAGAGUAUUGUUUCACUAUAAUGGUCACGGUGUACCAAAGCCAACUACCAACGGUGAAAUCUGGGUAUUUAAUAGAAAUUUUACACAGUAUAUCCCAUUGUCUAUUUAUGAACUUCAAACAUGGAUGGGUACCCCAAGUAUUUAUGUAUUUGAUUGUUCAGCUGCAGGUUUAAUUAUAAAUUGGUUCAAUCAAUUUGCAGAACAGCGUGAUAAAGAAUUGGAGCGUUUUAAUAAUAAUAGUCAACAACCACAAUCCCAAUCACAACAGCAGGGUGGUUCAAAUACACCUCAAAAUGUAAACUCUAAUAAUAAUUCAAGUAAUAAUAGUAAUACAAAUAGCCCAAAUAUGAGCAGCAACAGUGCAAAUAAUGCUCAAUCAGCUCAAUCUCAUCAGCGUGAUUGUAUUCUUUUAGCAGCAUGUAGCGCAAAUGAAAUUUUACCAAUGAAUCCAGAUUUUCCAGCCGAUAUGUUUACAGCAUGCUUAACUACUCCUAUUCGAAUCGCAUUAAGAUGGUUUUGCAGCCACUCAAUUCUUACUGGUAUUACUCCAGAUAUGUUAGACCGUAUUCCAGGCAAUCUUAGUAGUAGACGUACACCCUUGGGUGAGUUAAAUUGGAUUUUUACUGCAGUUACCGAUACCAUUGCAUGGAAUGUGCUCCCAAGACAUUUGUUCCAAAAACUUUUCCGUCAAGAUCUUUUGGUAGCUUCUCUCUUUAGAAAUUAUUUGCUUGCUGAGCGUAUUAUGAGAUCUGCAAAUUGUACACCUAUCUCAUGUCCAAGAUUACCUCCAACAUAUCAACAUCCAAUGUGGCAAGCUUGGGAUUUAGCAGCAGAUCUUGUAAUUUCUCAAUUGCCAACACUUUUAGCAGAUCCAAAUGCUGAAUUUAAAUCAAGUCCAUUCUUUAGUGAACAAUUAACUGCUUUUGAAGUUUGGUUAGAAUUUGGAUCAGAACAAAAAGAACCACCUGCUCAAUUACCAAUUGUAUUACAGGUUUUACUUAGCCAAGCUCAUCGUUUAAGAGCUUUGGUACUCUUAGGUAAAUUCCUUGACCUUGGUCCAUGGGCUGUAAAUUUGGCUUUGUGUGUUGGAAUCUUCCCAUAUGUAUUAAAAUUACUUCAAUCACCAGCUGGCGAUCUUCGUCACAUCCUCGUUUUCAUUUGGGCUAAAAUAUUGGCACUCGAUAAAUCAUGUCAAUUAGAUUUGGUUAAAGAAAAUGGUCAUGCUUAUUUUAUUAGUGUAUUAAGUUCACCAUCAAUCCCAGCCGAUCAAAGAACAAUGUCUGCAUUUGUACUUUCAACCAUUUGCAAUAAUUGUAGACCUGGUCAAAAUGCAUGUCUUAUUGGAAAUCUUUUACCAAUUUGUUUAUCACAACUUAGUGACCCAGAUCCUAUGGUUCGUCGUUGGAUGAUUCUUUGUAUGGCCAAAAUGUGGGAAAAUUUCGAAGAGGCCAAAUGGGCAGCAAUUAAAGAAUGUGCACAUGAGAAGCUUUGUCUUCUUUUAACUGAUGUUUGCCCAGAGGUUAGAGCAAGUGCUGUUGUUGCAUUGGGUGAGUUAAUAGGUGGAGCAGAAGGAAGCGAACAAAGAACUAAUAUCGAGUUAAAUCUUGCACUUACUCUUGCUGUUAUUACUGCUGAUUGUUCCCCAAUGGUUAGGAAAGAGUUGGUAAUUGCUCUCUCUAGAAUCGUUUCAUCAUAUGAAGGUAAUUUUAUUUCAGUAGCACAAGAAAUUGCACAUGAAGAAAGACAAAGAGCUAUUUUUGAAGCCAAACGUUUAGAAGAAUUAAGAAAAUCAAAGAAAAGACCAAUAUCAAAAGGUCCAGAUACCGAUCUUUCAAAUAGUGAUCUCUAUAGUAAUGGUCCACAAUCAAGUGUUUAUGGUUGCAUUUGGAAGAUUAUAUUAAAUCUUUGUACAGACCCAUUUGAUCAAGUUGCUAAUCGUGCCCAAUCGAUCGUAAAGAGAAUUUCAUCUAAAUUUGCAUUAGAAGAACUCGUUUCACAUAAUUUAAUCAAUCGUACAAAUUUCAAUGGAAACGUAAAUCAAUAUUAUCUUAAUAAUAGCAGUGGUGGUAUUGGUGGCGUUGGGUUAAAUAAUAGUAAUGGUGGCAACUUUAAUGUAAACUCUUUAAAUAAUAGUAAUGGUGGUGGCGGUGGUGGUUUAAAUAGCAGCACCAGCUCAAUUAGAAAUACAAUUGUAAAUAUUUCUCGUAUUACAAAUAGAGACCCAAGAUCACCAGCUAAAACAAAACUCGGUGCUCAAAGAUCACCAAUUUUAACUUCAUCAAACAGCCAAGUCAACAAUAGUGGUAAUAUGGUUAAUAAUUUAAAUAAUAGUAAUAGUAGUAAUGGUUUUUAUAGUAAUAAUUCAAAUUUAAAUUCAUCAGCUAAUAUUGGCGGUGUUGGUAAUUUAUCAAAUACUUUUUCAUCAAUCUCAUUAAGUGGUUCAUUGGGUGGUAAUAGUAGAUCAAGAAUGUCCUCAUCCACUCCAGGUAAUCAAUCUUUACCAAAUGACUUUUUAAUAUCCGAUAUGAUGCCAUUUGAAGAAGAUGAACUUUAUUCAGAUUACUAUGAAUGGAGCUGUAAUUAUUUCUCUAAACCAAUGAUGCAAUCAAUUGGUGAAGACUCCGAAUCAUUUGAAUCUGUAGAGAAGAAAUGGAAGCGUAUAAGAAACGAAGGUAUUAUUCAAGAAUCUAAAGAAUCAGUACAAACCAUUAUUAAUAAUCCACCCAAAACUUUUUCACAAAUGUCAAUUUUUGCAGAAAACAAUGGUCAACCAAUUUCCCACCUUCAAUUCCAUCCAUUCGAAAAUGUUUUAAUUGUAUCAGAUGGUCUUGAAAAUAUUAGUAUUUGGAACUAUGAUGAAGGUCAACGUAUAAACGCUUUUAACAAUUGUAAUAUGCCAGGUACCAAAAUUACUACAAUGAGAUUAGUAAACGAUUACGAAUCAUCAAUGAUUAUAACAGCAGCCGACGAUGGUGUAGUUAGACUUUGGAGGGGUUAUGAAAGUAAUGAAACACUCAAAAUGGUUUCAAGUUGGAGAGCAUUCCCAGAAUUUGCAACCACUGGUAAUGAACCAAUUGGCCGUCUGGUUUUGGAUUGGAAAGGUGACAGUGGUUUGGUAAUGGUAUCAGGUGAAACACCUGAUUGUCCUAAAAUUAGAAUUUGGGAUAUCGAAAGAGAAUUGGGUAUUCAAGAUAUAUUAAUUGGCACAGAAAGUGUUGUAACUUGUAUGACCAAUGAAAAAAGAGGUCCAUUAUUUGCUGCAGGUUUCUCUGAUGGUUUGGUUAAAUUAUUCGAUCAAAGAGUUCAAAGUAAAUAUAGCUGUGUCUCUACUUUAACCGAACAUAAAUCAUAUAUUGUCAAUAUUUCAAUGCCAGGAAGUCUUGGUGGUAAAACUGUUGUAUCUAGUAGUAGUACAGGGGAAAUUAAAUUCUGGCAACAUACUUAUGAAUGUUCAUCAAAUACUAUACUCAAUAAUGAUGUCAUUUCUUCAUUUACAGUCCACGAUAAUGCUCCAUUAAUUGCCACUGGUUCUCAAAAUCAAAGAAUUAAAAUUAUGAAUUUUACUGGUGAAGAAGUUUGUACAAUUAGAUAUCAUGAUGGUUUCUUAGGUCAAAGAAUUGGUCCAGUAUCUUGUUUAGCAUUCCAUCCAUAUAAUAUUUUAAUGGGUGCUGGUGCAACCGAUUCAAUUGUUAGUAUUUAUAAUGGUGAUUCAAAUAAAAAUAAAACUGUAGAUUGGUAA